This is a messenger RNA of Dipodomys ordii (Ord's kangaroo rat), 999 nucleotides long. RefSeq names its product chymotrypsinogen B-like. Gene Ontology annotation, molecular function: serine-type endopeptidase activity. Bases 42 to 947 code for a protein of 301 amino acids. The transcript has 8 exons. The record is from RefSeq and is a predicted model, not a curated record. Gene Ontology annotation, biological process: proteolysis. Lineage: Eukaryota; Metazoa; Chordata; Mammalia; Rodentia; Heteromyidae.
GGAGCCCGGCAGGUAACACGCAGCUGUGUGGCGGCGGCACCAUGCUGGGCCUCUGGCUCCUGGGCUGCUGGGCUGUCUUGGGCGCUGCCUUCGCUGGGCAGGAAGGGGAGCUGAGCGGGGUGCAAGAAUCUGAGUUCUCUGACCAGGAUACUGCUCGCCUCACACUGAGCUGCACUUGUGGGAUACCAGGCUGUGGGAUCCCUGCCAACCCUCCUGAGGUCAGUGGGCUGUCCAGGGUGGUCAAUGGGGAGGACGCUGUCCCUGGCUCCUGGCCCUGGCAGGUGUCCCUGCAGUAUGAAGGCUUCCACUUCUGCGGUGGCGCCCUGAUCAGCGAGGAAUGGGUGGUCACUGCUGCCCACUGUGGGGUCACGACAGAUGACAAGGUGGUGGCGGGGGCGUUUAACCUGGAUCCUGAUGAGGAGGGCGUCCAGGUCUUGGACAUUGCAGAGGUGUUCCCGAAUGAGAAUUAUUUCAUUAGUGGUACUUACGACAUCGCGCUGCUGAAGCUGGCCACCCCGGCCCGCUUCACUGACACUGUGUCCGCCGUGUGUCUGGCCUGUAACGAGGCUGACUUCCCGCCAGGGACACCGUGCGUCAUCACAGGCUGGGGCCAGACCCAAUACGACGACCAUCAAAGAGCACCCACGCUGCAGCAGGCAGUGCUGCCCCUCGUGUCCACUCCUGACUGUCAGGAGAUCUGGGGUGACCAGGUCACAGAUGACAUGAUCUGCGCUGGAAGUGACGGGACCUCCCCUUGCAUGGGCGACUCUGGUGGCCCCCUGGUGUGCGAGAAGGGGGGAGUGUGGAGCCAGGUGGGCAUCGUGUCCUGGGGCAGCCGUGAGUGUGACGCCAGCAUGCCCGCUGUGUUCACCCACAUCACUGCGCUCCUCCCCUGGGUGAAGCAGACCCUGGCGGAAAACAGCCUCAGAGCUGCUCUGAACCUCUGAAUUCCUUCUUGCUCUGCUCCCCACCAAGCCUCAACAGAUUCAUUAACACCCA